AUGGCUGAUCAACAUGGCUCUGCUUCUACAGCAGAUGCCCCACCUCAAAAUCCAUAUUCAAAGCCUAUGAGCAUUAAUGUCGCAGACAUCGUAGAGGAAGAAGAAGAUGAAGAUGAGUACGAAUAUGAAUAUUCCAGCACUGAAAAAGAGGUAUUCUAUGUAACUCUCGACUUAACAAAUCCCAAUGUUCCUAUCAAAAGAAAGUUGGUGAAAACGCAUCCGCGUCGCAAUGCUAAGAAAUGGUUAAAUCCUGGUCUUGGAAAACAUCGAAGACAUCUUGGAGACUCGACUACCAUCGUGACUGAUAAGGAAAAAUCCGUGAGAUUCAAAGGCAAGGGGAAAGGAAGAGGGAAGAAAUCACCCAAUGCCGAGGACGAUGAGGAUGAUGAUGAAAUGGCAGAACGUGAAGAAGAAGAGCUUUCAGAAGCUGAAGCUGCACCUCCUGAGCAAGUACCGGCAGAACAGAAACUCGUCGAAGCUCCCAAGAAAUCAACUGGAGAACAAUACUCGACUUUCAUCGCAGAUACCCAACGUGGAGGAGAAGCUCCAGCGGCGCCCAAACCAGAAGUGCAAAUAUUAGGGUUGCAUGAAGAUCACCCAGUUGUGUCUUAUGAGGGAAAUAUAUAUCACUGUCGAUGGGAAGAAAAUAUGGGCACAGAGUUACUUUUCACAGCGCACGAUCCCGCGAGUAAAUUACCUAUUUUACAAUCCGUAUCAAACGAUGUCGAUUUACUAGCUGCAAGUUCAGCGCGCAUAACUUCCGUCAACACCAAAGUCGAAGACAAAGAUCCGGAUUCUAGCGGGAAGGGUCGCAGUUACUUUUGGAGAUCGGGUAAUAUUCGUGAGCUCAAGAUACCGGUUGGUGUAGCAGCUUCUGAGCAGCGAAAAAAUCAAGCAUUCUUUUUGCAAUCCUUGAUUCAGAUUAAAGAAUCGAGGCGCGAAAGGGAUCAUGUCACAGUAAUGGCUCAAAGAAGAAAUACCAAUCGACAAUGGAGAGCAGUCAUGAAACAGAAACAAGCAGCCGAAGUAGCGCGAAUUCGAAAAGCUAUGGCGACAGGGAAAAUGAGGAAAGCGGAUGGACAGCAAAGAUUAGAUCAGAUGGCUAAGGAUGCUGAGAUUCUGGCCGCGGAAGAUAAGUUGAGGGGCAUUGGACCUGAUGGGAGAAAGAUAAGACAUGGUGGCAGGAAGAAGACUGUGAAUGCGGAGAAUCAACCGAUUCUUCGGAGACCUCCUGGUGGACUCACGAAUUACCUGAUGAAUAAUGCUGCUGCAGAGGAUGACGAUGAUGAAGAAGUAGAUAUGGGUCUUGAUAGGCCCCUCCUAAGACUAGGAAUACACGGUCAUAUGCCAAUGCAGAAGAUGAAGAUUUGGAAGCGGAGGAUGAUGGAGAGAUGGAGUAUGGAGAAGAAUAUGAACAUGAGGAAGAUGGUGAAAUGGUUCUUGAAGAUGAAGCUGGUUUUGAGAAUGACUAUGAAAUGGAAUAGUUGA
Botrytis fragariae is the source of this 1488-nucleotide messenger RNA. RefSeq lists its product as uncharacterized. The transcript is spliced from 2 exons. Lineage: Eukaryota; Fungi; Ascomycota; Leotiomycetes; Helotiales; Sclerotiniaceae. The record is from RefSeq and is a predicted model, not a curated record. The coding region runs from base 1 to 1488 and encodes 495 amino acids.